AUGGCAGGAGGCCGGAGGAAAAGUCUUAUGAGUCAAGUUGCCGGUAAAGCUGGCAAGAGCUUAAUGAAAGCCUUGAGCGGGAAGGGUGACAAUCCGGAAGAUCCGGAUCGCAUUGGAGACCGAGAUGUCCUUGCUUCCGCCCGUAUAAGAAAUCAGUUAGCUCGAGAAGCAGCGUUACAGCGGGAAGAAGAGAGACUGAGACGAGAAGCUGUUGCAGCUGGAGCCGCACCCUGUGGACCUACACGCGAUCUCCAGCUAGCUCGUAGUACAUUGCCACAUGCCGACGACGAUGAUGAUGACCACAACAACAAUCCCGAUAAUAUGGAUACUGACGAGGAGAUGGAGGAAGAUGAUGAACCAGCAGAUGUAUAUCAGGAUCGUAGAGGUGGUCGUGCCUUACCCUUUCCGCAGCUGCCUGGUCCGGCGUACUUGGAGGGUCCGUGCGAGGGAGGGCCACAAAAUUUAGAGUUUAUGCGAUGGUUCAAGUCGCAUAUAGCGAUGUACAUUUGGGAAGGAUAUGAGCGCCGUGAAACUACACGGUGCGAGUCGAGGACCAAAGCACUCGAGGACUACCGCGGCCCACAGAAUAACACGAUGAUUGCGAGACUGGAGGCAACAGGUCUUUACCACUUACGAGACUGUUUUCUGAAGAGGAUGAACAAGAACCUCAUGCUAGCUUUCGUGGAGAGGUGGCCGCCGGAGAUGAACAGUUUUCACAUGCCAUGGGGCGAGAUGACGAUCACGCUCCACGAUGUCGCUUUCAUCCUGGCGUUGCGGUUGGACGGACCGCCAGUGUCUGAAAUUCGCCCGGUAGAAGAGUGCUCACAGAGUCUUGCAUCUGUAUUGGGUGUCGGUCAGAUGGACACCAAUGACAUGUUUCGAAACAAGGGAGUUGGUUGGGUUAAGGUGAGAGAUCAGUUGACCCUUCCCUCCGCCACAGACGAGAAGAAGAUGAAGGGCUACUUGAUGUUUCUACUUGGGUCUGUUUUGUUUGUAGACAAAACAGCGUGUAACAUGAAGUCGUGGUGGAUCCAUUUUACCAACGAUCUCGAUAAUGUCGGCAAUUAUUCGUGGGCUUCGGCAUGCUUAGCAAACAUGUACCGCCAAUUGGGUAUUGCCACCCGCGCUGGGAUGAACAGUCUGUGUGGAUGUGUUAUUCUCCUUCUGUGCUGGAUCUUUGAGCAUUUCCCCUGCUUUCGACCACGUCUUUCCCGUUUAUAUGCCGAGUUUGAGCCUCGAUGCAGAAGGUGGGCCCAUGGUGGAGGCAAUAAAACCACGCUGCAGGAAUACCGGAAAAUACUCGACGCCAUGACCGAAAGAGAUUUCAUGGAUAUAGUGGAGCCGUACAUGCCCGACCGAGCGUUGCGGCAGUUUGGAAGAGUCCAGACUAUUUCUUUCCCGAUAAUUGAAUCGAACUUGCCACAUAACCGCGGCUUGUUUGGCGCGGGAUACAAAGUCACUUUCCACGCUCCUGGCGGCUUGUGGCAGAACGAGUACGCCAACUUCAUUGACCUGUCGCAAUACCCUGAAGCCUGGCCGCCGGAAAAAGUUGCCGAGGAGUACAUGAAGUGGUACAUCGAGCGGACGCACCAGUUCAUUAGCAACCCUGAUAGAGUUCCGCCUGCAGAACAGGUUGUUGCUGCGGUGCCGCCAGACCAGCCGUUCGCCAACGACAUAGCUCGGCUCCUAGUUCCGAUCGUGUUCGGUUUGACUGGUGACGACGCAGCAGAGGCAUUCCUGAGCAUUCAGCCGCAGUUGAGGGACUUGUUGACGCCACAUGCCCACUAUUUGCGUCUCUUAGGAGGGGUCGCGGGGGAGGUCCGAGGACUCGGGGUCGGGGGUCGAGGGGUGGUUGCACCUGACUAUUGGUAUCGUGUGUUGUGA
This is a messenger RNA of Erythranthe guttata (spotted monkey flower), 1884 nucleotides long. Lineage: Eukaryota; Viridiplantae; Streptophyta; Magnoliopsida; Lamiales; Phrymaceae. The record is from RefSeq and is a predicted model, not a curated record.